This is a messenger RNA of Sparassis crispa, 1524 nucleotides long. RefSeq lists its product as hypothetical. Gene Ontology annotation, biological process: transmembrane transport. The transcript is spliced from 12 exons. Gene Ontology annotation, molecular function: transmembrane transporter activity. NCBI's taxonomy places the organism in Eukaryota, Fungi, Basidiomycota, Agaricomycetes, Polyporales, Sparassidaceae. The coding region runs from base 1 to 1524 and encodes 507 amino acids. The record is from RefSeq and is a predicted model, not a curated record. Gene Ontology annotation, cellular component: plasma membrane.
AUGCCUUCGGAUGGCGGAAUGGAUAUUAUGGAAAUCCCAGUGUCGGGACGUGAUGUAGAGAAGCUUUCCGAUUCCUGCACUUCCAUUACGACUAGUUCCUCAAACUCUGAGCCUCCACAUUCUAAGUUCGAGCAGGUGAUUCAGGGAAUCACCUCUGUGCUCUCGCAGUGGGGAUUGGAAACUAAUGGCAUCGUGCCUGUUCCCGAGGAUGAGAGAGAUGAUUCUCGUUUGUACCAGAUGUUUUUCGUGUGGUUCUCGGCGAACGCAAAUGUGCUGACCCUGGCUGCUGGCACGGUGGGACCUGCGUUCUACGGGCUGGGUAUCCUGGACUCACUGUGGAUCAUCUUGGUUGUCGAUUUUGUUACGUGUGCGAUUCCAGCGUACUACGCUGUUUUUGGCCCGAAGCUCGGAACACGCUCGAUGGUCCAAAGUCGAUUCUCUUGGGGGUACUACGGAGCAAUAAUACCCAGCCUUUUGAACGUGUUCUCCUUGGAAGGUUACCUGAUCCUGAAUUGUAUCAUUGGAGGUCAAACCUUGGCAGCUACAUCCUCGCACUUGAAUGCCACUCUCGGCAUCGUGGUCGUCUCCCUCAUCUCUUUCGCGGUGACGUUCUGCGGUUGCCAAGUCCUACAUUGGUACGAGACAGUCGUCUGGAUCCCGAACGUCGUGGCGUUCAUCGUCAUGGUCGUCGUGGGCUGGAAGGAUCUGGUCAGUGCCCCAUUGUAUAGCACAUCCCCAGUCUCAGUCUCGGUGAUCAUGACUUUCGGCGCCACGCUGGCUGCGACGAACGUGAGCUGGGCACCGCUUACACCGGACUAUGGGGUAUACCAUGAUCACAGGGCAUCAAGCGUCCGGAUAUUCUUGUACACAUAUUUGGGAUUCGUAGUCUCUAGUGUCCCUGCACACGUCCUCGGUGCAGCAUUCACUGCGACCGCCUAUUCCGUCCCUACGUGGCAAGCCGGUCUCGGGAACGGCAACGACAUCGGAGGGCAAAUUCUUGCUCGUGAUGCUCUCCUUGACGUCGCCGAGCGUGUGUGCGCCGUCGAUGUACACACUUUGCACCAGCUUCGUGACUGUGGCUCCAAUUUUCGCGCGGAUACCGCGGUUCCUGAUCGCGAUUGCCUCCGUCGCUAUUCUAAUUCCAGUUGCGAUUGUUGGCGCGGACAAGCUUUACGCGACCUUUGUCGAUAUCCUGAGUUUAAUCGGUUACUGGCUUGCCCCGUACUGCGCGAUCGUGCUGACGGAACACUUCGUGUUCCGCAAAAGCUGGUCUUCAUAUCACGUCUUGGACGCGUGGAACCAGCCACGCCACCCGAACCUUCCGCGAGGCUUGGCCUCACUCGCGACGUUCCUGACGUGUGUAGGGAUCAUCGUCGUAUGCAUGGAGCAGGAGUGGUGGAUCGGCCCCGUCGCGCGCGCUGGGACGGGGGACGUGGGGAUGCUGGUGGCGUUCGUGGGCGGCAUAGGUGUGUACGCGUUUGCGCGGUGGGGGGAGAAGAGGUGGGAAGAAUGUCGUGGAUUUAA